Benincasa hispida (wax gourd) is the source of this 2672-nucleotide messenger RNA. RefSeq lists its product as uncharacterized. Gene Ontology annotation, molecular function: DNA-binding transcription factor activity; DNA binding. Gene Ontology annotation, biological process: regulation of DNA-templated transcription. The record is from RefSeq and is a predicted model, not a curated record. Lineage: Eukaryota; Viridiplantae; Streptophyta; Magnoliopsida; Cucurbitales; Cucurbitaceae.
AGUUGAAUCAUGAAAGCACAUAGGUUUAACUUCAUUGGUCUGCUUUUUCUACAUUAAUCAGAGUCUACAAGUUAGAAAGGCUAGAUUAUGAUUUAAAAGAUAGGGGGGUAAUCUUUCAUUUUCAAUGGCUGAUUUUCAGCACCUGAUUGAGUGGGAAACUUAAAGCUGAAGUUUAAAUCCUUCAUUGUCAAUGGUUGAUUCUUGGAAGGGUCCCACCUGCUAAUUCUGCUUAGUGGGUGGGUCCACUUAUACUUGAUUUUAGACUACAGAGUCUCUGUCUUGGAAAGAUUGCAAUGUUUAUAAGGGGAAUGGCUUCUGGGUUGAGCCACAGGAGGCCUAAUAGUUGUGCCAUAUUUGUCAAUAAGCUUUCUUAUGUGACCAUCUUUUUACUCUGUUGAUCCUGCAACUAAAAUUUUAGCCAUGAAAAAGACUAUUGACCUUUGUCACGGGCAAUGACAUGAUCAACAUUGCUCAUUUUCACCCCUAGCAAACACCUAUGAAACAAAACCACUCAAUAAAAAUUUCGAUAGUUCUAUUUUUUUCAAACUCUCAUUAGAUACUGACAGUAUUGCUUUAUGAUAAUAUAAUGUCACCUUAUGUGCGUAGACGUUCCUCCAUAAAAUUCAUAUUGUGACAAGUACAUUAGCUGAUAUAAAUUGUCAAAUGAUCUAUAGUUUUAAUUGUCACGAUUUUGCUCUUGGCAAAAAUUUGGAUUUUUAAAUAUUAUGUAGUCUGGUUUUAAUUAUUGCAACCAAUUAUUAAACAGUAGACGAAUCAUUGCCCUCCCAUAUUAUUAUUACUUUAAUUCCAAGUUACACUGUUUGAUAGUUAUGAAAACAACUAUAUGCAAAAUAAUACAUACAAACAAACAUCAUAAUUGCCAAAAUGAGUAUAGUUCAACUAACAUAGUGUUUGUACCAUGAACCUUGACGUUAUAGGCUCGAUUUCCGUCCCAUAUGUUGUAAAACAGAAGAACAGAAGAACAAAAGUCAUAACUAAUAAGGGCAUGGUCAUAUAUUUAUAGGUUCAAUACAAUACUUAGGUACAAAAUAACUAAUACAAUGAAGGGAAGUUUAUUAAUUAUAAACAUAACAUUAAAACAUAUAGGUAAACCCCCUUUGUGAGAAUAUAAUUUAUUGUACAAUCUCAAAUGUAUAUACAAGAAGAAAAUCCUUCAAGGGCUUUCUACUCUUGUAGUAUGAUGAAAUGAAGACCAAAAAGAACUUUCCCUUGAGAAGAAAGAGUUUCCAGAACAUAGUCUAAGCAUAUAAUGACAAAGAAAGGUCACUUGAGACAAUAAUAAAAGCUCUCUACUUUCUGCCUCCUACUGUUGGCCGACACAUAAUAAAGAGCAGCACAAAGGGCUCUGCUGGAUCUUGCUUUUGGACCAUCUGCUAGAAUUAAAGCAAGAAAACUGGUCUUUGCUCUUUGCUGAUCUCCUUCAUAACUCUUUCUCUAAUGGAUUCUUCUCACUGGCCUCAGGUUGAAGUUAAAAACAUGGAAUUAGAAGAAGAGGGAAUAAAGGCAGUUGUGGAAAGAAAAGAAAAGGCUAGGAAAGACCAAAUAUUGAACUGUCCAAGAUGCAAUUCCAACAAUACAAAGUUCUGUUACUACAACAAUUACAGCCUCGCACAGCCAAGAUACUUUUGCAAGUCUUGUAGAAGAUAUUGGACAGCAGGUGGGUCUUUGAGGAACAUUCCAGUAGGUGGGGCUUCCAGGAAGAACAAGAGACCUUCAGCUAAUUUUUCAUCACCUCCUUCAAAGAACAAUCAAAAGAAUUAUAAUAAUGGUGACGAUGAUGAUCAUCAGGACAUCUCUCAAUUAAAUAUCAAUACUACUUCUUGUUCUUCAACUGCUGCUAAUACUGCCACUUCUUGUUGUUGGCUGUCAUCUGAUGAUACUCAUGUGAAUAAUCAAAUAAUGCUGAGAAGUAGUGGAAUAAUGUCUCAAAGAGAGCUGAUUCCUUUUAUUCCAAUGCCUACACCAGCUCCUCAACAGCCCACUGCUGCUGCUACUGCUUUGGAGGAUUUUAAGCAACUUUCAACCAUCAUUUCUACUGAUCAAAAUGGAGGAACCAAAUUGGGGGAUGUUCCUGCUUUUUGGAAUGGAAUUUUUGGUGGAGGUUCAUGGUAACUUCUUCACAAAAAUAAGCUACAGGUGAAUUAAAUCUAUAUAUGUAUGUAAAUUUGGGGUGAUUUUAUAUUCUCAUUGGAUUUUUAGUAAAACACACCCACACACACAAAUAUCAUCUGUUUACUUUUCAUUUCUUGGCUUAAGAAUUGAAAGGGAAAAGAUAUAUAACUUUUUUUUAUACUGGAUUUUUAGAAACUAAAAAGGGGUCAUUUUGAAGAUGUUAAUGAUCAUAGUGGGUGUGUUUUAAUUAUUUUGUUUUUAUAGUACAGAAAUCAAAACCAAAACAAAAGGGGUUUGAAUAUCCCUAUAGACAGCCAAGGUUACCCAUGAUAGAUGAUCUUCUCUUCCUAAGAGGCCUUGAUUCUCUCUUUAAUUAUGUGUGUUAUAUUUGUGUUUGGGGAUACUUUUAAUUUUUAUUAAGCAGUUAAUAUUUGUGUCUAAUUAGCUUCAAGAGAUUGCUGUAUGAAAAUACAUAAGGUUUGAAAAGAGAAAAUAAAAAACAGAGAAAUUAGAAAAUAAAAUCUUGUCCUUUUAAUUAA